GUCUCUGCAGUGCUGCCGGCAGUCAUGUUCAGGUAGAGAACGACCGGCUAAACGGCGGCCACCAUGCGGAAACAUCUGGAAAGGAUCCGUUUCCGGGGCCAGAGACGGGAUGAGUUCCCGGAUCUGGCCGAUUCUCCCAACACCUCCGACACAGAGAGCAACGAGGAGGUCGGGAGCAGACCUCGAGUCUCCGCCAGAGAUUCAGAGGAGCUGAGGGAGGCGGAGGGGGAGCAGAGUGACGCUCAGGCUAGUCAUGCAUCGUUCUCUGCCGCUCUCCACGACGACUCCAGGACGGAUCUCAACGAGGUCAAAGGUCACCUGGAAAUCGCCUUGUUAGAGAAACACUUCUUAGAGGAGGAGCUGAAGAAACUGAGAGAGGAGUCCAACGUGGAUUCACUGCGGCACGAGCUGGAGAGAGAGCGCAGCCGCUGCAGCGAGCUGGAGCAGAAGAUCAACGACGUGCUGAAACCCAGACUUGAAGACUCACCUUCACAAACGCCUAAAGCCCCGCUCCCUUCUACAUCUGCAGCCAGCGGUACAGACAAACAGAAGGACACUUGGUCCAGCAGCUUCCGGAAGUGUCUCUACGAUAGAUUUGGCGUUUACAUCGAGGACUUCCGCUUCCAGCAGGAGGAGCAGACGGUGGAGACGGACGAGCCGCUGAGCGCCAAGAGGUUGACUGAAAACAUGAGAAGACUCAAGCGAGGGUUGAAACCAUUGUCCAACUUCAAGAGGAACCUGACGGCGCUGUCCAGCUGGUACUCCGUCUACACCUCGGCCAUCGCCUUUAUUACUGCUCUCAGAGGCUGGAGGAUCCAGUGGAGCAUCGUACCUGAAGUCUCCGAGCCCGUGGAGCCUCCCAAAGAAGACCUGACGGUGUCGGAGAAGUUCACGCUGGUUCUGGACGUGGCUCAGAAAGCUCAGAACCUCUUUGGCAGGAUGGCGAACAGACUGGAGAAAAUCAAGAAUUUGUUCAUUUGGGUUCAGCCUGAGUUGACUCAGAAGCUGUACGUUGGUCUGUGGCUGGCCUUCAUCUCCUCCUGCCUGCUGCCGUUCAAACUGCUGGGAUUCUUCAUAGGUGUGUACGCAGGUAUAAAGUUCUUCAUCAUCGACUUCCUCUUCAAGAGCUGUCCGAAGCUGAGGCAGCGCUUCGACACGCCGUUCAUCAUCUGGACCCACCUGCCCACCGACCUGCAGCUGAAGGAGCGCGGCGGCUCCACGCUCACCAGGAGGGUCACGUUAUCCAGCGGGCGGGGCAGCGUCGGCCCGGCGGCUCCUCUCGGUGCGAGCCGGGAUGAAGACGGAGGGCGAUACAGCAGCACCAAGAGAGGAGCUUUCCACGAGGUGUUCAACCUGCAGGAGAGCGAGCGCCCCCUGACAGUGUGUGAGAGCGGCUGGCGCUGCUGCCUCAUCAACAGAGACAGGAAGUCGCCCACUGACUACAUCCGCAACGGAUACCUCUACGUCACCGAGAAUCAUCUGUGUUUUGAGAGCUCCAGCUCCAGAUCUGGAUCCUCCAAGAGGAACAAAGUCAUCAAACUGGCCGACAUCACCGACAUCCAGAAGUACAAAGUGUUGUCCGUGCUGCCGGGGUCAGGGAGCGGCAUCUCCAUCGCAACGCCGUCCACAACAAAGCCGAUGGUGUUCGGCGCGAUGAUCCACAGAGACGAGGCCUUCGACGCCAUCUUUAACCAGCACACGAAAAUCGUUUCCGCGGCAACAGCCAUCGAACCGGAGACGUAGUAACACCUUCACCAGGCUGCCACACACACACACACACACACACACACACACACACACACACACACACACACACACACACACACACACACACACACACA
Gymnodraco acuticeps is the source of this 1841-nucleotide messenger RNA. RefSeq names its product GRAM domain-containing protein 4-like. Gene Ontology annotation, biological process: apoptotic process; negative regulation of toll-like receptor 9 signaling pathway. NCBI's taxonomy places the organism in Eukaryota, Metazoa, Chordata, Actinopteri, Perciformes, Bathydraconidae. The record is from RefSeq and is a predicted model, not a curated record. Bases 64 to 1743 code for a protein of 559 amino acids. The transcript has 17 exons.